This is a messenger RNA of Phasianus colchicus (ring-necked pheasant), 4844 nucleotides long. RefSeq names its product aftiphilin (gene AFTPH). NCBI's taxonomy places the organism in Eukaryota, Metazoa, Chordata, Aves, Galliformes, Phasianidae. Gene Ontology annotation, cellular component: AP-1 adaptor complex; trans-Golgi network membrane. Gene Ontology annotation, biological process: intracellular transport. Gene Ontology annotation, molecular function: clathrin binding. The record is from RefSeq and is a predicted model, not a curated record.
GGCGGUGGCCGCCGGGAGGGGGCCGGGCCGCCGCGACGCGGUUCCUGUCGCCGUGACAUGGGUUCCCCCUCGAUGGCGGCUGCCGCGGGAGGCCUCAGGUAACCGGCCGCGUCCCCGCGCCUCUUUCCCGCCGCCGCCAUGCCCGCCCGGGCCCCGCCGCCCGCUGCGCAGCCCUCAGAAAUGUAUUAACUUUGGAGUGGAACUAAACAAUGGAACCAGAUAUUAUUCGAAUGUACUCCUCAUCCCCUCCACCGCUAGACAAUGGAGCUGAUGAUGAUGAUGAAGAUGAAUUUGGAGAAUUUGGAGGAUUUUCUGGUGUGAGCACUGCUGGUGUAGCUUUUGCUGAUUUUGAUGCAGCAGACUACAGCCAUCCAAAGGAGGAAUUUAUACCCACAAAUCAUUUUAUACCCCUUCAUGAUUAUUCUGACAAUGUAGCUAGCAUUGCAACUUUCACAUCUGUUAAAAAUGUUAAAGACUGCAUUGCAGAGCUUCCUACUUCUCCUAAGGAACUUUCUGAUGCGUUAGCUACUAGUACCAGCAAAGAAAAAUCUAAGUUUAGAACUUCAGGUACUGCUUUUGAUGUAAGUUUAGAAGACGUAAACAAGAAAGGGGAACAAAGAGAGAACACUGGGAAAUCAGAGGGGUUUUCUUCUGAUGUUAGAACUGAUAUAACAGUUGAAAGCCAAGAUGAGCAAAUAGAUGCUUGUAAUGGUGAAAAACUUCCAUGUCUAGAGAUUCUAACAAAUGGAUUUGCAGCAUUGGACCCUGUAAAUCCUCAGGGAACAGAAGAUCUAGACAACGUCAGUGAUUCAAAGGGACUAAAAACUGUUAGCAGCCAUAGUACUGAGCUAAAUUUGAACUCAAUUCCUAGCUCAGGUGAAGGCUUUGCAGAUUUUGCUACAUUCUCAAACAGAAAAACAAUCAAUGUAGAGGGAACAGGCCCUACAAUAUGCACCGUUCUUAGUGAAAGAGACUCUCUGAAAAUUCAGGAAAACAACAGAAUAAACAGAGCAAUUCAUACUGAAGAAGAGACUUGUACUGCAGAAGUUAGCUGUGAACAGGAUUCCUCAGCACUGGAAAGUAAUGAAUUUACUAUUUCUAGUACGUUUCAAACAACUGGAAGUUCAAUAUGCACUACUGAAAAUGGAGAAAACAAUGGAAGGAGAAAACAACAUGAUGAGGAAAAUGGCAAAGAUUUUUCUCAGCUUGAUGGUUUUUCAGGAACAGAGGACAUCAAAAUUGAUGAAGUUGAAAGCUUAAGCACUGAUCUCAAAGGAGAAAAUGUGGGCAAUUCUGAAGAAGUUAAGAAUGGUGGAAGCAGUACUGAAGUUGCAGCUUGCCACAUCACACAUGAUGAUGACUUUGGUGAUUUUGGUUCAGUCAGCAGUGCAUCUUCUGCUUUCAUUAAUGCUCAAGAAUCAACAAAUGCUUCAGCUUUAGAGGCAGCUUCAGAACAGCCCGCACUUGUUAGCCAACGUAAUGAUACAUUUGGUGAAUUCAGGGACACAAAUGCUGUUUCUCAGCUGCCAGCAACGUUGGAUCAAGCUAACCUAAAUCAGACUGCUGACACUUUAGAAUGUGAUGCUACCAGUAAAACUUCUGGCUUAGACUUCCAGCAUACUACUGAGGUAGAAAAUGGCGAUGAUAGUGAAUUUGGAGACUUUGAUUCAGUGCCAAAAUCUCAAGAUGAGAGUGUUGCUUUUCAGGACUCUGACGACUUUGCGGACUUCAGUUCAGCAGGUUGUAAUCAGGCUACUGAUUGGAAUGCUUUUGAAGAUGAAGAAAAGGACAGCUGUUCUUGGGCUGCCUUUGGAGAUGAGCAAGCUGGCGAGUCUCAUCACAGAAAAGAGACAUGGCAGUCACAUAGGACAGAUACAUCUGCGAGGAUUGAUGGUCCGGUAUUACACAAGACUGACAGUUUUGCUUCAGUGUCUUUCCAGGGAAGUACUAGUAAGCAAUCUCAAGAACCAGCACCUUCAGUUCAGACAACGUUGUUAUGUCGUCUGGAACGAAUAUUUGAAGUCUGUUUUCCUUCCAUGCCUGUUCUUGAAAUUGAAAAAGAGAUAAUUUCCUUGAAUCAUUUGCUGGAAGCAGGUGAGAAGCAGACAGCAACUGAGGAGACCUUAGCAAAUACUGGGGAACUGACGGAUGUGUGGGCAGAGCUGCAGGAUAUCCACGAUGCGUACGGACUGCGAUACCAGUGGGGUGGCUCCCACAGCAACAAAAAGCUUUUGUGCUCCUUGGGAAUCGACACAAGAAAUAUUCUCUUUACAGGCAACAAGAAACAACCUGUCAUAGUACCCAUGUAUGCAGCAGGACUGGGUAUGCUUGAGCCUACCAAGGAACCUUUGAAACCAAUAUCUGCAGCAGAAAAGAUAGCUUCCAUAGGACAGACACCUCCUGUAUCACCAGAGAUGAACACAUGUGCAUCUGAUCAGUUCCAGGAAUCUCUACCACCUGUCCAGUUUGACUGGAGUAGCAGUGGCCUUACUAACCCUUUAGAUGCUAGUGGAGGUUCCACUCUUCUGAACCUUGAUUUCUUUGGGCCCGUGGAUGACAGUAGCUCUAACAGCACCACCACAAUCCCAGGUGUGGAUCCUGAGUUGUAUGAAUUGACAACCUCAAAACUGGAAACUUCCAAUGCAAGCAGCAGAGUGACAGAUGCAUUUGCAAGACUCAUGUCCACAGUAGAGAAGGCAAGCACGUCUACAAGGAAGCCUAAAAAGGAAGAACAUCUUAGUGAAGAGGCUGCCAAGGUGAUUUCUAGCCUUCCUGACUUAACUUUCAUGCAUGCCAAGGUGUUGAUGUUCCCAGCCACAUUAACACCUUCAACAAGCUGCCAAGAAAAGGUAGACUAAAGUGAUGUGAAUUGGACGUUUUCUAUUGAUUUUUUUCUUCCCUCUAUGGGUCAUGAAAAGCAAUCUUGCUUUAAUUAAAACAACAAAAAAAAAUCAAGUUCAGAUGAUUUGUUGGUAAGCAGCACUAGAAAGGUAUACAUAGUUAUGUAUAUUUAUUUACAUACUGAAGUCCUAAAUUUAUAUUAGAGAAAAAUGUAAAUAAUUGGGGGUAAAUCUUUUUGAAGAUCUAUUCUUUUUGUUGUGCUGGGGUGUAUACAUUUAUGUCUUUGUGAAAUACACUGGUGGUGUCCUUCUUACAAAACUUUAAAAAGUUUAAAAUAUAUAUAUAUAUCCUAGAAACACAUAAUGAAAAAACUUCAAUCUUCACAAUACGUGAAGUCCCCUUUAAAAGUUUUCAGAUUGCAUUGAGUGUCUUUUUCUUUCCUGCAUAUAUUAAAAUACUUUUUGAUGGGAAAACAGAAGGUUACAUUGAGGGGUUUUAAUUGUUUUUUUAAACUCGAUCUUUUCUCUUCUGUUUUAACAAGCUUAGGAUGUGUUCUUCCUUUUCUUCUCCCCCUUUCCUUCCCUGGUUGAUUGGUUGACUGAUCAAUUUUUGUUCUUAAACUUCAGUGGUGUGGUUCUGUCACUAUAUAGCCUUUUGAAAAGUAUGCUGUCAGUAACUUUUCGUUCCAGUUAUGGAUCCUUGUCUAAACACUUGAUUUUUGGGUCAUUAGGAGGUUGUCUACUUUUAAUCAGUUUGAUUUGGAAAAGAAGGACCAAAACUAUAUGAAUGUCUUACAAUGAAAUUUAUCUGUUAAAAAUUCUUAUGUUCUGUUGUACCACUAUUUCUGUUUGAUUUUGCACAGUGUAAAAUGACAUAAUCAUAGAUUGCUAUGGUUUUAGGCUGUAUAUACAGUAAAAACUAUGGGUUGUAAAUGUUUGGGGAAAUUCCUAUGGAAAAAAGAGAGCUAUGUAGAAGAACCUCUAAAAAGGUCAAUGUGCAUGCCCAAGGUCUUUUGAGAUUUAAGUGUGUAAAUUUCCUUUUAGCUUACACAAAAUAAAAUAAUUUAAAAGAUAUAUAUGUAUAUAGUCUGUUUUCUUUUUAUCCAGAAUGUAUACAUUACUGUUGAUGCUAAAAUUGAUGUGCUGCGUUAACAGCAGAACCUUUUAAUUUUUGUUGUACAGUUCCAUGACACACAUUUAUCAGGGUCCUGCAGAAGGAGAAGCAGACUUCUCUUCAACUGUCCUAUCUAUUUGAAUAUGUAAUGUCUUUUAUUUCUGCCUCUGACUUAGAGGGGGCUGUGGCUCAAGACAUGUUGGUAUUUGAGAUUAAAGACUUUUUCAAAAUAACAGGCAGUGCUGAACUGCAAGAAACACAAAUUCAGAUGUGUGGGAAGGGACACCUGGUUUUGCCUGUUUCCUAGAUAGAAUUAAAAUGUAACUGUAGCAUUUACUUAUUUUUCCUAAUGUGUUAGCUUGCACCGUAGCUCUUUCAGCAAAUUCUCUUCAGAUGACAUCUGUGAACUACUCAGAAUUGAGUCUGCAGGUAAGGCAUGCUCUGGGUGCGGAUGUUCUUUGAGGGGGCUUUGUGUGGGCAGAGAGGCUAUGCAUCUAACCUUUUCUAUGCACACAGCUCUUUAAGUGGUAGUCACCAGCACUUCAUCAGCUGACAACUAGUUCUGAGAAACCUCCAAUGCAUUUUUUACCUCUUCUUUGAAUUCUUUAUCCUCUGACAGCGCUUGGAUCAGAAAAGGUAAAGUCAGAGUUUGAUGUUACCAGCUGAUAAGCUGAAAUGUUGUCCUCGCAGACUUUUCUCUUGUAGGAGGAGCCUUCUUGAAAGAUUAGUACUGGAUGGAGUUCUACCUUUGUGAGCACAGGAGUUCCAGUGUGUGGUGGCUGCUCAGAAUUGAAAGAGCAGUUCAUAUAGUUGUUAAUUUGUAAAGGCUAAACUGACUCUUUUGCCCUCCAGUCAGCAAUGCAAUGUGCAGUGCUAUAGUAAAAAAAAAA